CAGCAACCAAAUCUAAUACAAUAUCCAAUGUAACAGCAACCGAAUCUAAUAUAAUGUCCAAUGUAACAAUAACUGAAUCUGAUGUAACAAUAACAACGCAACCAGUAACAAAAGAUCCAUUUAAAAGUG
Messenger RNA from Racocetra persica, 129 nucleotides. NCBI's taxonomy places the organism in Eukaryota, Fungi, Glomeromycota, Glomeromycetes, Diversisporales, Gigasporaceae. The record is from the annotation of a GenBank genome assembly.